AGACCAAGUUGCACUCAUAUGUUAUAAAUCUUCUUUAUAUUUACUUUCACAACCUGUUGCUUCAAAAAAAGAAAAAGUACACUUCAUCCAUGGAUCAUUUCCUCUUUUCCAUAUUUCUAACUUUUCCAUUUUUCCUUCUUGCUCUAAUCUUUUACAAAUCCAAACUCCAAAACAACAAAACCAAUCUCCCUCCUGGUAGUUUCGGAUGGCCAAUCAUCGGGGAAACCUUUGCCUUCAUAAACCAAGACCAUGAAAAAUUCAUUGGUGAUAGAAUGAAAAAAUACUCCUCAAAGAUCUUCAAAACCAACGUAUUAGGCGAGCCAACAGUGGUUUUAUGUGGUCUUGAGGGUCACAAAUUUGUAGCUUCCAACGAGCUCAAGCUUUUCAACGUAUGGCGACCCCGAUCCAUGCAGAAACUCUUCCGAUCUUCGUACCAAAAAGGUUCCUCCGGUGCCAUACCAAGGCAGACGGAGAAGCAAAUCCAACGAGCAUCGGGUUUCCUUCAAGUCGAUGCUCUUGUUCACUAUGUCAAAACAAUGGAUACUUUAGUUCAAGAUCACAUAAAUUCCCACUGGGUUGGUAAAAAGCAAGUUGAUGCUUACCAUCUUUCACAGCUACUAGUAUUAACUUUAGCAGCAAGGUUCUUUUGGGGACUUGAAGACCAAGUUAGAGUUGAAAAGCUUUGCAAGUUGAUGGACAUCAUGAUGUUGGGUCUCCAUGUGUUUCCUUUGAAUAUACCGGGAACGAUUCUAAACCGUGCCAUGAAAGCAGCAGGGUCUGCUAGGAAAGAGAUUAUGGAGUUUAUAAAGGAGAAAAGAGAGGCUAUUUCCAGUGGAGUCAAAAUGAAUGAUAUUCUCCAUUUCAUGAUUGCUAAUCCGGAUGCAAGUAGUGGAAGAUUCAUGCCAGAUAAUGAAAUUGCUGAUAAAGUUAUGGGUUUGGCGUCUGGUGGAUUCAACUCACCUGCCAUGACAACUGCUUUCAUUGUCAAGUAUCUUGGGGAAAGACCUGAACUCUGUGACAGAGUCAGAACUGAACAGUUGGAGAUCGCAAGAUCCAAAAAAUCUGGUGAGGCACUUAAUUGGGAAGAUAUACAGAAAAUGAAAUAUUCAUGGAAUGUAGCACUUGAAGUAAUGAGGCUUAUGCCACCUCUUCAAGGGACCUUUAGAGAAGCUGCAACUGACAUCGUUUAUGAAGGGUAUACAAUUCCUAAAGGCUGGAAGGUUUACUGGACAGUUAGCACCACAAAUAAGGAUCCAGAAUGUUAUCCAGAACCAGAAGCGUUUGAUCCGACAAGGUAUGAGAAGCAAACUCCUCCACCUUACACAAAUAUCCCAUUUGGAAGUGGACCUAGAAUUUGUCCUGGAAAAGACUAUGCUCGAUUGCAAAUUCUCGUUUUCAUGCAUCACGUUGUGAAAAGAUUCAAAUGGGAAGUAACUGAUCCCAAUUGCAAGUUCAUGGGGGGCUUGAAUCCCCUUCCAAUUAAUGGCCUUCAUGUUCGCCUCCAAUCUUGCUCUGAAUAACUCUAUUCACAGUGCAAAUGUGCAACCCCUAGGUCAGAAUGGAAUAUGUAUAAUAAAUAAGGGCAUGUUCGUUUCUCUUGUUACCUCCACCCUCUCUAGUUUGGACUUAAUAUAUAUAUAUAUAUAUGCUGUCUAAUAGUUGAAUACAAUAAAUUUGCCAAGUUAAUAAUUAUUUUCUU
Ziziphus jujuba (common jujube) is the source of this 1699-nucleotide messenger RNA. Its product is annotated as beta-amyrin 28-monooxygenase-like. Gene Ontology annotation, biological process: sterol metabolic process. Bases 90 to 1520 code for a protein of 476 amino acids. Gene Ontology annotation, molecular function: iron ion binding; monooxygenase activity; oxidoreductase activity, acting on paired donors, with incorporation or reduction of molecular oxygen. The record is from RefSeq and is a predicted model, not a curated record. Lineage: Eukaryota; Viridiplantae; Streptophyta; Magnoliopsida; Rosales; Rhamnaceae. The transcript has 3 exons.